This is a messenger RNA of Pseudoliparis swirei, 1740 nucleotides long. RefSeq lists its product as uncharacterized. Bases 86 to 1291 code for a protein of 401 amino acids. The record is from RefSeq and is a predicted model, not a curated record. NCBI's taxonomy places the organism in Eukaryota, Metazoa, Chordata, Actinopteri, Perciformes, Liparidae. The transcript is spliced from 14 exons.
GGAAAUCCCAGCAGACCUGUGCUGGCUGUGCAGCACUCUGGACCUCCACGCCGCUGGCAUGCAGACCCACCUGUAGACACGCAGGAUGUUUAACUGGGUGGUGAAAGUCGUCCCCCAACUCCCUGAAGCUCCUGAAGCCGAUGACGCUGCUAAUUCCACAGGGAAGCGUCCGCAGAAUAACGCUGACGAGAAUUCAGAGGACAGCCAGGCCCAGACUGGCGUUUUGGGCUGGCUGUCCAACGGGUUCCUCAGCGCUCUGCCUCAACCUUCUAGUUCUCCUGGACUCAGCCGGUCCAACUCUGAGGCCCGGUCAAGAGAGAAUGGAGAAAGGUCUGGAGUGAUGGGCUGGGUCGCUCAGGGUCUGACCAAGGUGUUGCCUCAGCCCGACGACAAGAACAGAGAGAUCGACAACGAUGAGGAGCACACCGAGAUCCAUGAAGUUGCAACAAUGCCAGAUGUUGAUCCUCUCCCACACAUCCCAGUGGUGGAGAUUGUGUCGGAUGAGAAGUCGGAGGUAGAGACUCCUCAGUUCUCUCCAGACGUGGUGAACUGGAUAAAGCCGAUUAUCCCUCAGUCCAUUAUACUGCCCCCUGGUGUUGUACCCAGUGAACCACCAACCAAGGCAUCCCGUUCCUCUCUUGACAAAGUUUUAUCUCCACCAUCCGAGUCUCUCAGUGGAAUCUCACUGGACACUGACAGCAAGGCCUCCGCUGUGGUUGGCUGGUUCGUGUCAGGGCUCGGCCUGAAGAUGCCUCAGCCCGCACUUCCUUCCAAAGAUAAUGCUGAGGGUGCCGCUGAAGUUUUACAGAAAGCUUCAAUCAAACUCACACCUGACAUGGUACUAGAAGACGUGGACUCGGACCACGAGGACCAGCAGAAACACAAAGACGGGUCCACGUCCCUCACUGCACCAUCACAGACGGAGAACCAGCAGCAGACUCAGUCCAACCCGGAGCCGGAGCCGUCAGAGAGCGGAGGAAGAUCUCAAAAAGACGCCGAGACCCAGACGGACCGCUGGACGCAGUUCAUCGAAAACAUCAAGAAGGAGGCUGAAGGUGUUGCUAUGGCUACCAUGGAGGAACGUCUGCUGCAGGAGCGCAUCGAGAUGACACGUGUGGCUGAAGAGGUGGCCAGAGAGGCAGCUGAGGCCAUUAGACAGAUGGCCAGUGAGAGGCAGUCCAUUGGUCUCUCCCUGGGGAGUAAAGAGCUGCUGCAGGAGGAGCCUGAAGAAGAACUGCCAGAGCCACAAGAAGAGGAGAGCAACCUGGACCACUGUAAAGUCACAGAGUAAGGAUGCACAAGUCUAUAGGACCUCGACUCCGCUAGUCCAGAAUGUGUAACAUGUUGCUCUUGUGCUCUGCCUAAUACUUAAGAGUGUAAUAUUAAUGUUUAUAAAUAUAUAUAUUUACAGAGUUCUGAACUUAGAAAAGAUUGUGAUGACUUGAUUACAACAAAAACAUAGAAGCUGCAUUUAUUGUUGCAACUAGUGGAGGUAGAGUGGAUUUAAAUAACUUUAUAUAGUGCUGGUGCAUCAAACUGGAACAAUGCAUCGUCAAUAAGAUGAUCAUGUUCCACUGUUGCACAGUUUGUUCUGUACUGCACUGUUUGUUUUGUUUGUUCUGUAUUGUAUUGUGUUGUGUUGAAAUGUAUAUUUUGUGUAAGCACUGAGAGACACUUUACCUAGUCAAAUUCCUUGUUUGUGCAAACUUACUUGGCCAAUAAAACUGAUUCUGAUUCUGA